GUGAAAGUAAAGGGGACUUGCUGUGUCGUUUAGCUGCCUGUUGCAUGCCAUGACUGGGUUGUAUGGGAUACUUCUUCUGUUUUCUGCGGGCAUGGCCUCCGUAGCAAUUCCCAGGUCCACACGGACUAAAAGAGGUUUAUUGGAGUUGGCCGGAGUCAUUAAGUGCAGCACGGGGAGAUGUGCCUUAGCCUACAUGAUGUACGGCUGUUACUGUGGACUAGGUGGUCAAGGCUGGCCCAGGGACAAGGCCGACUGGUGUUGCCAUAAGCAUGACUGCUGCUAUGGAGAGGCAGAACUUGCUGGUUGCCAAACCAAGACAGCCAAGUAUCAAUGGACAUGUGAAGACAAGACGGCCGAAUGCGAUGAUCUGAGGAACAAAUGUGAAAAGCUGCUCUGCAAGUGUGACAGGGAGGCUGCCAAAUGCUUAAGAAAGGCACCGUUCAUCCAGAAAUACGCCCUAUGGCCAGAUUUCCUCUGUGGCUAUGAUCACCCAACAUGUAAUAUUUACUGA
Molecule: messenger RNA, 511 nt
Organism: Lampris incognitus (smalleye Pacific opah)
Lineage: Eukaryota; Metazoa; Chordata; Actinopteri; Lampriformes; Lampridae
Gene: pla2g10
Product: phospholipase A2 group X
Exons: 4
Coding region: 50-511 (153 amino acids)
Biological process (GO): lipid catabolic process; phospholipid metabolic process; arachidonate secretion
Molecular function (GO): calcium ion binding; phospholipid binding
Source: RefSeq, a predicted model, not a curated record